Funneliformis mosseae is the source of this 294-nucleotide messenger RNA. NCBI's taxonomy places the organism in Eukaryota, Fungi, Glomeromycota, Glomeromycetes, Glomerales, Glomeraceae. The record is from the annotation of a GenBank genome assembly.
AUGUUCUUUAUUAAUGGACCGAUUCAAAAUGUCAAGCAGAAUAUCUCUUCGCGAAUAAAGGAUAUCCGCAGAAUAUUUGUGAGAAAGGAGACGAAUCAAUAUGGUCAAGGUGGUUUAUCAAAAUUCCUGUCUUCAGAUUUACUUCCGGCUGAUGCUAAAGAAUCAAGCUAUCGCACCCUAAGCCGUUCUCGGCAGUAUUCUGACGAUUACUUGAAGGAGUUCAAAAAUGUCAGUAGAGAUUAUGAAUUGCUAUUGUCAGGUCUGGGAAGUAUGAGGAACGUCUUUCUUGUUUAA